CAAACCAGUAGUGGGUGUAUCCUGUCGGGGCUGCUGUCAUAUAAACAGGGAAAAGAAAAACUUUGAACCACAUUCACAGGGAGCUGCCACUCACUGAGGAGACAGGUGUGGAGAGAGAGAAGAAGAGGAUUCCUCAGCCAACUGCCCAUCUCAGCACAAAAUGGCACAGGCUAAACUCGAGGCCAGAAACCCUUUAACGGAGGCAGCUAUGGGGUUUGCACUGGGAGCUGUGGCAGGCUGCAUAUUGGGAGCCACAGAGGACCCAAUAGACAAGACCCUGUCAGUAAUGACCUCGGCAGAACCGCUGGAACCAGUGAUGGAGGAGGUCAGAACCGUGGGGUCCCUGGGGCUGGGGACCCUGAUUGGAGCCACAGCAUUGACCACAGCCAUGACCUCAGUAGUAGCAGGUGUGAUUCUGGCAGCAGCAGCAGCCUCAGUGUUCGUGGCCACCAGGACCUGCGGUGCUUCCAAUGCUCAGUCUGUUGGCUUGUGGGCCUCAGCAGGAUUGGCCGGGGCUUUUGGGACCACUCUGAGCGGAGCCACACUUGGGGUUGCUGUCGAAUGGGUUGUGAAGAAUUAUGGCAUGGUGGGCCUUCUGUGGGCUCUGAGCAUAUUCACUGUGCUCAAACCACCUCUGCACUUUGUAUUUAAGCUCCUCUGGAAGCAGGGAGAGGCUUGUUGUACUCUGGGAUCUGUAGACUGGGUGAGGGAGAGGAAACAGAUUGAGAUGACAGAGUGUCACCAGAGACAGAGAAUGACUGUGCAGAUAGAGAAGAGGAUCCUGAUGCUGGAGAAGGGAGGCUGCAGCAGUACGGUGGAGGACAGAGCAUCAUGGGUAACUGAACGACAACAGAGAGAGGAGAUCAACAGGAAGAAGAUGGAGAACGAAGAGGCAAAGAUGGAGCAAAGAACCAUCCAAGACUGGAUCAACACUGUCGUGGUCAAACACGUGGACUUCUUGGCUUUCUCAGGGAUACCAAUGACAGUGGUUGCCAUUGUAACAUCAGGGUUUGGAGUGUUUGGUUAUGGAGGCCACCAGUCUGUGUUUAUAGUGCUUCUGACUUUAGUGGCAGUCAUAGUCUAUCUGCUUCUGAAAUCUUCUGACUUUAAGUUCUGGAUGUUGGUAGGAUGCAUGGGAAUGCUGGCAACAUUCGUCAUCGCUAUGCUCACCCUGCACGCUGGGCAGGUGGUCAUAACCACUGCCAUGAAGAUGCAAGUGGCGGGGCAGAGACAGUCCAAAGAAAUCAUCAGCACUCGUAUGAACCAUCAGUCUUCUCUGGAGGCACUGAAUGCAGCUUUCUUUGUGGCAAAACUGUGUCAGCUGGGUCUAGGUGCUACAGUGGGGGGGCCACUGGUGAGGCACACGGCUGGAGAGGUGAAAGUCAUAGUGGGGGCAGCUUUAGUGGCAGUGGGUUUACUGGUCGGGGUGGAGGUUUUAGCCCCAGUUCUGGGAGAAGGGGGGAAAACUGGGGCACUGCUGGGGGUGGUGGGAGCAGCAGGUGUGUCAGUGGGGGCAGCAGCAGCUGUAGCUGGAAGGUGGUCCUCAUGGCCUGGAACCUGGGGAACGAUAGCAGGGCUGGUUAUUGGGGCUUUAGGAAUGGGGAAAUGGCAUGUUGUCAACAUUGGACUGCAGGUGCCUGUGGCCUAUGUGUUUGCUAUGACCAAUCCAUUUUAACAUGUUAGGAUCCCAGAGGUCCAAAUUCAUAAUAGGUCUACUGUGAAACAUGGUGUCAGUGCUCUGUGAGGCUCUAUGGUGUCAUUAACAUCAGUUAUAUCUUAUCCCUCUGUACUAGAGUUCCAUUGUUAAAAACAUUGUUAGACUGAGUGACGUGUUCCUUAACUGUAGUUUAUUUAACUCACAAAUACCGCCCUGCUGCCACAAAUACACAACACCAACUGUGGAUUGAUCCACCGCUGAAAACAGUCCUGACAAAGCCACAGUAUCCUCUGAGUGAUAGGAAUUAGCAAGUGAGCUGUUCCUAGAUUCACAUCCUCAGUAAGAACUAAUGGACUUGGAGCUGAGAGAUUCACUACUCAUUAUAUAGUGCGUACAACUGAUGGUCACUAACCAAACAAUAUAAACUAUCAUGCAUUGCGUUCACCCUGAGAGAGAGCGAAAAACAGCCGACGGGAGGAAAGAGAGUCAAAUGGCCACAAGGCAAGUUUAUUUUUACAGAACUUUUCAACAACAAGACAAUUCAAAGGAGCAGCUCUGGAAUCAGCUUGUGAGAGGGAACCAGACAACAGGAUGAGAAUGGACAAAAUUAUAAUAACAAUAAUGAUAAGUAAUAUUGAAGAAGAAAGAAAUAAAAGUUUUGUUUUAAUUUUGAUCACUAUGUUCUCACCAUGACCUAAGCCAGAGGUGGAUUACUGUGUUAAAUGAAGUGACUUCCAUUAACACUCAAAAGAAGAGAUGUCCCGAUCCUUCAACACAGUCAGAGCUGCAGAUACUGUCUUAUCUGAAUAAUGUUCACACUAACAUCAGGCUACAGUACACCUACUGUAAAACCAAGCAAGUCAUUUAAACUGUGCAUCUGACAGCAGAGCAGCCCUGCUACAGGCCCCUAACAGACAGUAUCUGUCUGUAUCAUUGAAUAUUCCUCACCGCAGUAGCCUGGGGGCCAGGGCUCUUAGCUGCAUCUCUCUCUCUCUCUCUCUCUCUCUUUCUCUCUCUCUCUGGAAGCCGAGAGCCAUCUCACUAUAAAUAAAGGCUAAAAUGCCACAAAAAAAUACAAUUUAAGAAUGUAAUGUUGUACUUUAAUAUUGCAUAAUAUGCUGCAGUGUGUUGUACUUAAAACAUGUCUUAAACAUGUCUGUGUGCAGGGGCUAUUACAUCUGUGUAAAUGAACUAAAUCCAUCCAUUAUCUGUACCACUUAAAUCCCGAGGGGCUGAAGCCAAUCCCAGCCCAAACCCAGACACUGGGUGAGAGGUGGGGUAUACCUUGAACAGAUCACCAGCCUAUCACAGCCCCAGGUGAACACUGUGUAUUAAAUUGUCUCUGUGUAAAUUAACAAAAUUAAAAAUGAAUAUCUUUCCAGUCAAA
This is a messenger RNA of Lates calcarifer (barramundi perch), 3044 nucleotides long. RefSeq lists its product as uncharacterized. NCBI's taxonomy places the organism in Eukaryota, Metazoa, Chordata, Actinopteri, Centropomidae. The transcript has 2 exons. The coding region runs from base 161 to 1675 and encodes 504 amino acids. The record is from RefSeq and is a predicted model, not a curated record.